Messenger RNA from Rattus norvegicus (Norway rat), 2763 nucleotides. Lineage: Eukaryota; Metazoa; Chordata; Mammalia; Rodentia; Muridae. The record is from RefSeq and is a predicted model, not a curated record.
CUCACGCAGUGGCUGUCGGGAGAGGUGCAGGCUGCGGUCCCUCUGCGUGACCCCGUCAGUGUGCAAGCUGUGAGCUGCGAGGGCCCCGCGUGGGAGCUUCUGGAGAGAUGAACUGGGUCGGGGGAUCCCGGACCAGGGUUCUGAUAAAACAAGAAAGAAGAAAGCAGAAGGAAUACUUUGAAAGAAAUAAGUUAAAAUCAAAAAUGAAAUUACUAGGUGUUUUCUCACCUGUCAAGAAUCCUUCUGUCAGUUUAGACCUCCUGAAUCUGUAUAUGGUAAAUCAGAUAUCUUCCAAGAAGGAAAUAUCGGAAACCAUGAAAAGACCAACUCAUGUGAAUAUGAAUAGAGAUUUGAAAAUCCCUCUAAGAAAGCAUAAUUUAGAACUUCCAAUGUCACCUCACUGUGUACCUUCUAAACUGUGCAUUGAUGAUGUGGAGAACAGUGUACCCUAUCAAAGAUUCUAUAGCAAGGAAGAAACUGGCCCGGUUCAAUCAUCACAUGACAUGAACUCAUACAGAAUGCUCAAUGAGACAGAAAACUGCAGUUAUAUUCCAUCGUCUUUUCCAGAAGAAUUACCCACCAACAGACAUAUUCUGAGCCAACGUUCCACCCCAAUAGCUCCAAGCCCUCGGCAAUUUGCAUAUGAAAACCCCCACACUGGGCAGCUCAGUAAUGGACAAUUUCCUGAGUCCUUAUUUUCCAAAUUAAAUAAACAUCAAAGUGUUUUCAGUUCAUCUCGGGAAACAGCGGAGUUUGGAGCGUCAUAUGAGAGAACAAACAGUUCAGAAACUGGUGAUUUCCUGACUGAAUCACAGAUCUCUGUGAUGAUGGGUGACGAGUGUGGAAUUCUUUAUGAACGAAGACAGCCAGACUUUGCUGUGGUGAAAACAUCAGUGCCACAGAUUGGUGCAAAUAGUGGAGAAGAAUUCUCUCAUUUUCUUGAAGAUGGGAUCCACCCAACUCAGAGACAUCUGCCAGACCAUCACGACUCUUUCAUUAAUCACAACAUGAUCAAUUUAUUAAGCAGAGAUCAGCCUGGGAGAAGGGCAACCUUUAAUCAGUGUGGUUAUGAUUGCCUGAGUGACGCCCAUGUCGUGUCUUCUGAUGAAAGCCAGUCCACUAAUGGGUUCAUUCCUAGGAAUUUUACAGUUCCACGGGCAGCUUCUCCUAACCGUCCUUUUAGUGCAAGUUACAUAGAAACAUGUCAGUCAAACAGGCCCUGCCAGAAGCAGUACACUAACAAUGAAAGAAAUGAACUUAGAAGAUCUUUGGAGAAAGACUGUUACCCAGUCAGCUGUGGAAGAAGAGGAAAAAUUGAAAGUAAUAACCAGUUGAAAACAUUGCAGAGAAAUUCCCAGGAAUCCCCAGUGUACACUAUGGCUGAAAUUCCUUUGGAAGAAUUACAUCAUAAACAGUCAUGUGAUUUUGGCCAGAAUGAGAUGCCAGUGGAAAGAAGAACAGGUCCUUUAAAAGGGAGGCCAGUGCCUGCUGAGAAAAUCUACCUGGAGUCUUCCCAGAGCAGCCAGUCCACCAGCUACUCUCCACGGCCAACCGACAGCACGUUCAGCUCCAGUUCUGAACUGCUAUCUGAAGAUGAAGAUCAGAAUCAGCAACAAAUUGAACAUUCAAACAAGAAAGCCACAGAAACGACUGAUCACGGUGGUCUAGAAAAGGUGGAAGGUCACUUAGGGGACAUAACUGUGAAAGACAAUGCCAAAGUUCAUAGAGAGAAUCAUAAAUCUCACCAGUCCUCAGAGAAAGAUAAUAGCGAUACAUUUCCAGAGUCUCAGUGCAAUUCAGAGCACACACCACAAAACAAAAGCACCGCUAACUGCGUGCUCCGGGCUGGGAGAUGUGAUGUAGGGGUACAGACAGAGGAAGCACCCCUGGUGGGGAGCAGAGCAGAUGUCGCUGUGCAGUGCACCAUCAUUGCACCGUGCUCAUGUAAGAGUAGUCCCAGCGUUGACACAGAGGAGGAGUCCUCCCUUUCCAAAGCAGGCAGCUGUACUGAAGAUAUGAUGUCAGAUACCACCGGAGGGCAGGAAACACCCACAGAUAACUAACUCUAAAAUCUGAAGUAGGAAGUAGUGUUUCAUUUAACCUAGGAAGGCAAUAGGAAAUGUUCAGACCUCCUCCGUUAACAUAAUACAUAAUGAGAAAAUGAAGCUGAACAUAGGACGUCUGACUGUUGUUAGUGUACAGUUUUAACAUUCGUGAAUUUAAUAGUCCUCUAAUAGUCUUGUCUUAGUCAGGGUUCCUAUUCCUGCACAAACAUCAUGACGAAGAAGUUGGGAGGAAAGGGUUUGUUCAGCUUACAUUUCCACAUUGCUAUUCAUCACCAAAGGAAGUCAGGACUGGAACUCAGGCAGGUCAGGAAGCAGGAGCUGAUGCAGAGGCCACGGAGGGAUGUUACUGACUGGCUUGCUUCCCCUGGCUUGCUCAGCUUGCUGUCUUAGAGAACCCAAGAUUACAAUCCCAGGGAUGACACCACCCACAAUGGGCUGGGUCCUCCCCCGCUUGAUCACUCAUUGAGAAAAUGCCUUAGAACUGGAUCUCAUGGAGGCAUUUCCUCAAGGGAGGCUCCUUUCUCUGUGAUAACUCCAGCUUGUGUCGAGUUGACACACAAAACCAGCCAGUACAAGCCUUACUCGUAGAAAAUUUGCACACAUACAUACAUAUAUAUAAUUUGCCAUUCUUGAUAUAUAUGUCACCAUUCUCAUGUUUACUUGUCUUUAUUUGAAUUAAAAGUCCACAACUACUUUA